This is a messenger RNA of Cherax quadricarinatus, 1628 nucleotides long. NCBI's taxonomy places the organism in Eukaryota, Metazoa, Arthropoda, Malacostraca, Decapoda, Parastacidae. The record is from RefSeq and is a predicted model, not a curated record.
ACGAGCAACAUGGCAACUCCAGCGAUCAGCUGAUGGACGCUGUCUCCCCCGUGAGCGGCGCCGCCACACAGGUAACACCUCAUCACCAAGCAGCUGUCAAGGUGUGCUGGUGUGACACAGCAGCAGUGUGCUGGUGAGGCAGUGGGCGGGGCACCAGUGUGGGCGGGGGUGGGCGUGUGAGGGCGGCCUGCUGUUUCCAGCAUCCCAGCUGAUGCUAAGAUGACCCCCGCAGCUGCUGCUGCUGUUGCUAAUGCCACUGCUGCUGUUGCUGCUGCUGAUGCCGCUGCUGGCUAGGCUCACCUCGCCAUGGUGGCUUGUGGCGCCGCCAGCCGCAGCACGGCCAGGGUAGGCCUACUCGCCUCUUGGCCUAAGUGCACACCAUCCCCGUAUAUCAGCCGUGUUACGUUACUCUUCAAGUAACAUCCACCUCACGUAACAUGCAGUGAGCGCCUCUUGCAACAAUCAUGUUAGAAAAUUGUGUAUUGUGGACUCUCUCAGCAAGAUAACAUUUACUGAGGAUAACUGAACCUCUUAUAGACAAGCUGAGUGAAGAUAGAACAUACGGGUAAGUGCAGGAUGACCAGCUUAUCUGUGUUAUGGUUUCUUUGUGAAGAUAUCAACCUGAGAAUAGCGAAUUUUUGUGAUUUUAACAAUAAUAUCUGGGAAAAAAGUGUGUAGGCGUUUAAGUGUUGCGUGUAGUGAUGCACAGGAAGGUGUUCGUUGUAUGCGUCUCUGAGACGUCACUGUGUACACUUGGCGUCAAGGAACGAGAAAUGCUUUUGAAACUUGUAUUUAAAAUUGCUAGAUCAUUAAAUUUUCCACCGUGAAAUAUGGAAGGUGAGGUAAAUGUGUUAUAAUGUGAAUCAUAAUACCUACCUAUGUAUACUACAGUGUUGUAAUGUAAACCGUGUUUACCUGUAAUGAAAUUUUACUUAUAAAAUACUGGGUAUUAAUUUAGCUGUUAUAAAUUAAUGGUCAGUGAUUUCGUCAAUAAAUAGUGCGACGCACUGUGCUGGAGUUUGUUUUAAGACAUGGCCGCUGACGGAGGCUCAGGUCUCCGUAAGCUGCUGUGUAUACCAUAUUCCAGCCUACAACACAGUAAGGCAUGCCAAGGAUAAUGGGUAUCGAUCAUGGAUAGUGAACAGCCGCAUCAGGAGUUGGUGAAAUGUGUGGUUGUGGGCGACACAGCUGUGGGCAAGACCCGACUCAUCUGUGCUCGUGCCUGCAACAAGAAAUUCUCUCUCUCCCAGCUGCUCAACACACAUGUGCCAACAGUUUUUGCCAUAGACCAAUACAGGAUAUACAAGGAGGUACUGGAGAGAUCAUGUGUGGUAGUUGACGGUGUGAAUGUCUCCCUCCGUUUGUGGGACACCUUUGGGGACCAUGACAAAGAUCGACGCUUCGCCUAUGGCAGGUCGGACGUGGUCCUGCUUUGCUUCUCAGUGGCAAAUCCAGUGUCUUUACGGAAUUGCCGGGUGAUGUGGUAUCCGGAGAUUCGACGGUUUUGUCCUAAUACACCAAUACUUCUCGUAGGAUGCAAAAAUGACCUUAGAUAUAUCUGCAAAGAUGAACAGUACCUCAGUUACUGUCAAGAUCGAUCACCUCUGGUUAGCUUAAGUAGUCUUUAA